AAAACUCACCACUCUUUUGAUAAACCCAUAUCGCCGUAAAAUGCUUCCACAGCGAAUGAAGAAAGCAGUCACCGAUAACCCUAAAAAACUUGCGAACUUAAUCGACCUCGUUAACCUUCCUUCCACUCUCAGAGACUUCGUUGGUCAAUCUCAGACUUCUCGUUUAUCUUGUUUCAUGCGUGUUUGGUCCUACAUCAAAACCAAUAAUCUCCAGGAUCCAAAUAACAAGAAUGUGGUAAACUGUGAUGAGAAGUUGAAAGGCAUUUUACUUGGGAAACCUCAGGUUGAUUUAGCAGAACUUCCAGCACUUAUCAAGCUGCAUUUUCCGAAAGAGCCCAAGUGAUGUGUGUGAUACAAAUCAAAAUGUUUGUCUGAUUGGAAAUGAAAGCUCACAUACUCUUCCUCAAGAUGAGUCUCUCUACUGUUUCCUGCUCUGCUUUUCCCCCAUAGAUUCUGCAACAACAUUAGUAUAGGAAUCUAGCACUUGAAACACCAAAUUGGCAGUUUUCUUUGUGCUGUAUGAAUGGAUUAUUUUAUUACAUGUAAUCCAACUUAAAACUGUCCUGUUUUGCUGCAUGCUUUUGCGACUUUAUAAAUUUUGUAUUUAAGAGCUUUUCUUGCUGGAGUUAUGAUUUUUUAUGCAUAAAUUGUGCUUUUUAUCA
Molecule: messenger RNA, 662 nt
Organism: Medicago truncatula (barrel medic)
Lineage: Eukaryota; Viridiplantae; Streptophyta; Magnoliopsida; Fabales; Fabaceae
Product: upstream activation factor subunit UAF30
Exons: 2
Coding region: 41-343 (100 amino acids)
Source: RefSeq, a predicted model, not a curated record